AUGGCCGCAGAGGAUCUGGUCAAGAAUCUUCAGGAAGAGCUGACCUGCUCCGUCUGCAUGGAGUACUUCGUCGACCCCGUGACCCUCAGCUGCGGACACAGCUUCUGCCAUCCGUGUCUCCUCAAGAGCUGGGAGGAAACCUUCCAAGUGUCCUCCUGUCCGGAGUGCCGUGGGGCCUUUGAGCCCGGAGACCUGCAGAUCAAUCAGCGUCUGGGGAAGCUGGCCCUGAUUGGCAAACAACUCAGGCCCUGCUUACUGCAACAGAGCUCCACAGGAGAGGGGCUAUUAUGCGGGGAACAUCAGCAGACUUUGAAGCUGUUCUGUCAGGAGGAUAAACUCCCCAUGUGUGUGGCGUGUUGCCAUUCUGAGGUUCAUGCGGAUCACCGUGUGAGUCCCAUAGAUGAGGCUGCGGAGGAUUACAGGGAGAGGCUCCAGGAACUUCUCCGGCACCUGUGGACGGAAAUGGCUCAGGUUCAGAAACUCAUCUCUAAGGAGAAAAAGAAUUCGGAGUAUCUGGAGGUAAAGUCUCUGUCUUUCGGGUUUCCUUCUGUACCGCGGGGGAUUGAGUUGACGGUGACGGUAUCGAUGGCCGCCCAAGGGAAGAAACCCUCUCUUUCACACCAAAUCGUGUCCUGGCAGGAGGAGGUGGAAAGGUGGAAACAGAAUCUUGUGUCCGAGUUUGAGAAGAUGCAUCGGCUCCUGGAUAAGGAAUUGGAGUUGAAGCUGGAGAGAUUGGAAAAAGAAGCGGCGGAGAAUCGGAAGACCCUGUGGCAGAACAAGGAAAAGCUGUCCCAGCAGACCCGCAAGCUGAGGGCGCUGAUCACAGAGAUCGAGGAGAAGUGCCAGAGGGGCGACACCGAGUUGUUGCAGGGUUUGAAAGGAAUGUUGAGCAGGUACGUAUGUGUUCCAGACUUCCCCGGGGACCCCAGAAACUCCCUGUGGGGUGUAUUCAUCCUGCGGCAAUGGCCCAAAGCCUCCUCCUUGGAGCUGAGUGUGUGCUGCGUUCCGGGAAUGAGGGAAAUGCUCAGCAGAUAUGAAGUGGACGUGACCCUGGACCCCGAUACGGCCAGUCCUUACGUCAUCGUAUCGCCGGAUCGGAAGAGUGUGAAAUUCGUGGAAACCCGCCAGAAUGUUCCCGACCAUGAAGGCAGAUUUGACAAUUGUGCCAGCGUCCUGGGCGCCGCGGUGUUCACCUCGGGGAGGCACUACUGGGAGGUGGAGGUGGGAGACAAGCCGGAGUGGGAGGUGGCCGUGUGUAAAGAAUCGAGGAACAGGAAGAACAGCAUGCCGAUUUUUCCCGGGGACACUUUCUCCCUGAUGACCUUCCAGACCAAACGUGGGGCUUCUCUCUGGGUCUCCAGCCCCUUGAUCCCGCUCAGUAUGAAAAUGCCCACCCACCGCCUGGGGGUUUUCCUGGAUUAUGAAGCUGGCGUCGUCUCCUUCUACAAUGUCAUGGAAAAAUGUCUCAUCUACAGCUUCCCCCCGACCCGAUUCUCUGGCCCGCUCCGACCUGUCUUCUCUCCUUGUCUUGGAUAUGCACGAAAAUGCUAUGAGGAUGAGUGUAUCGAAGUGUUUCGGGGGUGUGAAUGCCAGUACUUGGACGACAUCCAGAUCAGGUGUCGCAGUCCAAUCAGUCUCUGGGUCAAAGCCGAGUGUGCUGUGCUCCACAUUUCUUUGGACCUGCAAGCAUCUUUGGGCCUGAACUCCCUCCUUGGCUAUGAAAAACCGACUGCGAGGACAGAUAGGCAAAUCCAGGACAAAAUCCCCUUCAAAGUCACAGGAAACAGCACAGCGCCAAAACUGUUAUGA
Molecule: messenger RNA, 1809 nt
Organism: Ornithorhynchus anatinus (platypus)
Lineage: Eukaryota; Metazoa; Chordata; Mammalia; Monotremata; Ornithorhynchidae
Product: probable E3 ubiquitin-protein ligase TRIML1
Exons: 6
Coding region: 1-1809 (602 amino acids)
Molecular function (GO): zinc ion binding; protein binding
Source: RefSeq, a predicted model, not a curated record